CCUGGAAAGAGGGGAAAAAACAGAACCUCCCACUCAGGUAUCUUUUCCCACUUCUCCCAUUUUACUCUCGGAACACUUGCACCUGGUUAGUAGGUAGCUGACGUCGGAGUUACCUUUGUUUUACAAGCAGAUCUCACAACUGUUGCAGCAUGACUGAGUCGGCUGAAGCCGUGGCAGCUGAUGUGACCAGCAAGAGGAGUGUAACCAUUGAAAUCACUAAUGUCACCAGUAACUACUGCCUUGUCAGUCCCAGAGCUUACCUUGACAAUGGAGAGGUAUUCAAUCCACCUCAACCGACGGUACGCCCCCUCAAGACAGAGGUGUGCACCUUCACCAAGUCUAGUGGAAAGGCAACCGGUAGCAUUGGCGUCCUGACCUACGAUCUUUUCGAGAGGUCCCAGAACGACAACAUUGAGACCUUGGCCAUCCUGUUUUCAGUUCCCUGGGACUACAACCUGUACAAGAACUGGUUCGCGGUGGGCGUCUAUAAAAAGGGUCGUAACUGCGAUAAGGAUCUGUUCAAAGAAAUGUACUACGAGAAGAAAGAGCUUGAGCACGGUUUUGUCAGAGCGCAAGCCAGUGGCUCAGGCAUCAAUUAUGCGGGUGACUACCUUGACAUCAGAGCCACGAUGUGUCCCAUGGGCAACGCCAUCUUGAAGGUGGAGAUAUGGGACAAGGUUUUCACACCCAUGGGACAGCAAGCUUAUUAGGACCGAAUCCCAGUAGCAGAAUCUUUCCUCUCAGUUAGUAUUUUUCUGCAGACUUAUUUCAGUCCAGUGAGCAUGCACACCUUAGCAGAUUUGCUGUGGCUGAUGUAUUUGUAUGACUUGGUAUUACAAUCCUGCUUGAGAUCAGAGUUUGUUUGUUUUUUUUAAAAUCCUGCCAAAAAUAUCCUCCUUUUUAUUGCGAAAUCCGCUCUAUACAAAUCAGUUUUAAACUGGCAUCUUUAGAAAAGGAAAUAAAAGCAUGGCUCCCUGAAGGAUGAGGGCACAUAGCUUGAUGAAAUACACAGAGACCCUGUUUGAGUGCACCUUGACAUUAUUCUUUCAGGAAUAAAAUAAACCUUUUUUGCUGAAGCUAA
Messenger RNA from Fundulus heteroclitus (mummichog), 1081 nucleotides. RefSeq names its product actinoporin-like protein (gene apnl). The record is from RefSeq and is a predicted model, not a curated record. Gene Ontology annotation, biological process: monoatomic cation transport; cytolysis in another organism; pore complex assembly. Lineage: Eukaryota; Metazoa; Chordata; Actinopteri; Cyprinodontiformes; Fundulidae. The coding region runs from base 150 to 710 and encodes 186 amino acids. Gene Ontology annotation, molecular function: channel activity. The transcript has 3 exons. Gene Ontology annotation, cellular component: pore complex.